Molecule: messenger RNA, 2866 nt
Organism: Xiphophorus maculatus (southern platyfish)
Lineage: Eukaryota; Metazoa; Chordata; Actinopteri; Cyprinodontiformes; Poeciliidae
Gene: nfil3
Product: nuclear factor, interleukin 3 regulated
Exons: 2
Coding region: 889-2049 (386 amino acids)
Biological process (GO): DNA-templated transcription; regulation of DNA-templated transcription; circadian rhythm
Cellular component (GO): nucleus
Molecular function (GO): DNA-binding transcription factor activity; DNA binding
Source: RefSeq, a predicted model, not a curated record
GCUGUCUGAUGAUAUUUGCGAACUUGAAAGAGUUCCAACAGCUCAUACUUGCCCCUUGGUAAACUAAACAGGAGAGCUGAAGAAACGCCUCCUUAAGUCUAGAAUGUCGGGAAUUGACUCAUUUCGUGACUUUUCAAAAAAUCCAUUACAUUGCUGUGGAUUCGUGUUUGUCCAGGUCUUAUGCAGGGUCGUAGGCUUGAUGUUAAUUGUCACAAAUGUAGGUACGCUGUUGUUAUAGAAUUUCGUGUGGCAGAGGUAAAAAGAAUAACCAUAUAAAAGCAUGAUGAGUCAGAUGUUUACAAGUCCUGGUUAUUCUGUUGGGAUGAGUGAUUUUUUUGUGCUGUUACGUUUAAGGGCGUAUGUGAAUAAGGCGCGACAUGAUAAAGAGGUUAUGAUUUCAUACAACCGAGUGAAAUCUUAGUUUAGUCUUUCUGCUGCACGUGACUCAUUUCGGGUCAUUAAAUCAACACGCCGGCAACUAAGACAGGUUUUUAUAGUUAUAGACACUGAAUAAAAACCGCAUGACCACCGGAGAAAUCGCUAACAGGAGGCUGAAGCAAGGGCUGGGUUAUUCUGUAAUACAGGCGACAAUGAAGGAAUCUGGAGCAAUAAGGUCAGCUGACGGCCUAUAGCUAAAAUUGCUGGAAGAUGAGAGUAGGAAACCCUCAUCUGAUACUCUAGUUGAAACUCUGGUAUAUUAAACUAAUAUUGCUACGUUAUUGCCAUAUUAAGACAAUGAGCCUAAGUUGAGUGUUAGUAUCCUUUAGGAAUCAUAAAGGGCGACUGUGGCCACUUAGACUGAGCUGCGCAGAUAUUUCUUCUAUUCAAGUGGACUGAUUCAGUGUAGAGGUUACUGCUGUUCCAGAACAUCAUUAUGGCUCACAGUUAAUGCCUUUGAAUUUACUGACUGUUUCUGACAUUAAGAAUAUGCAAUCAGUCAGGCAAGACACUGACUCCAGUGAGUCAUACAGUGGAGAUGAUGCCUUGGUGCUUGCUGUGGCUUUACACAGAGCUAACAAAAAUCUUGUACCUCACAAAAUUUCAUCAUUUCCUUUCAAGACUAAAUCUAUGUGCCGCAAAAAACGUGAAUUCAUCCCAGAGGAAAAGAAAGACACCAUUUACUGGGAGAGACGACGCAAAAACAAUGAAGCUGCCAAGCGCUCAAGAGAGAAGAGACGCAUUAAUGACAUGGUCCUUGAAAACAAGCUGAUGGCACUUGGAGAGGAAAAUGCCUCCCUCAAGGCAGAACUGCUGUCAUUAAAAAUGAAGUUUGGCUUAGUUAGCGCAUCAGCAUAUACCCAAGAAGUUCAGAAUUUAUCUAGUCCCCUCACGGUAAACCCCCACAAAGAGUUGAUAUCUCCCACUGCUAUCCAGAGUUUAUUCAAAAGAGAUCUUGUACAUGUAGAGCUAAGCAAAAGCUGUGCAUCAGCUAUCAAACACUUACCUCUCAUGUCUGAAACAUGGGGUGCAAGUCAAGCAAGCUUUACUGACUAUAGGACCACAGAUUUUAAACAAGAACCAGAAGAAAAUUCCACCUGGCAGGAAACUAGUACACCAUAUAAACUCUACAAAAAUUGUAAGGUUAGCCAUUUGUCUGAUGUUUACUCACAAGCAGCAUCAUUCAUGCAGACUGCCAGGUCAUCCAGUAACUCGCCCAGGACCUCAGAUGAAAAUUCUUUAUGCAAAGCAUCAGAUGGUGAGGAUGAGCAGCAAGUCCCUAAGGGGUUGGUGCCUUCAGUAGUUGACCAAAAAAGCGUUAUUGUUUCUACUCACAAAGUGCCAGAUGUCAGUUCUUCAGCUUUACCACAUAAACUACGAAUCAAAUCAAGAACCAUCCAAAUUAAAAUGGAGCCAACUGACCCUGAAUAUGAGUCCUCUGGAAAGACUUCUUCUGCCAGCGUUUUAGAAGGAGUGUGUUUCCAGACCACCCAGAACUCCUCAGCAUACAUGCAGCCUUCCCACUGUCCUUUGUCGGUACAGGUGUCCAACAUGCAAGGCUGUAGCCGUGGGUCUGAUAGCAGUGUUUCUACACAGUGGCUGCCAGAAUAAACAAGUCUUAAGCUUAAUACUAGUUCAAAACCAUUGUAAAUUUCUAUGCACAGUCAUAUACUGAGGAUAUUUAUCCCUAAGUGUUGUCACCGUGUCAACAAAACUGACUUCUUUGACAAAAUUAACCACAACAGAGAAAGAUUCUGAAACAAAGUUAGCCAAAAGCAUCAACGCAUAGACUUUAUCAUAAAGAGAUGCCGAUAUUCAGAUCACAAUGAAUAAAAGGAAUGUUCGUAUGAUCUUGUUGUACUUUGGAUUUUAAGUAGUACUUGUGGCAUUGUUAACAUUGAUAUUGAGUAAAUUUUUAAAAACAAAAUGUUAAAUUUUUCCCAGACUGGUGAUUUUUCUUUGGAAAGCACAGUUCAUUAAAGUAUGCUAAGAGACGAUAUCUGUUCUGGUUUGAGGGGUUUAUUCAAUACUACACUUAGAGUUAAAUUAUUUGCCAUGUAUUGUUCUUGUUUAUUUGACAUAAACAAGAGCCUGACAUUCCUGUUGCUCAACCGGUGCAAAUCCAAAAUGUUAUUGGCUGAACUAGAGCAGAGAAGAGCAGCAUGUUGCACUGAGUGGUUGGCUGAUACAGCUCUUUCUCACUCCACAUGACUUCACAUAGAAACACAGAGAUUGGGUAAACAAACUUACUUCAGACGUAAUGAUCUAUUGUGAGACUAAAUGUUAUUUGUUCUAUGAUUACAUAGUUAUCAUAGAACUCCAACUCCACUCCAAGGAUUAAUUGAAUCCUUAAAUCUUCUGUGAGCUUCUGUGAUUUGACAACUCUCUGAUGUAUAUAAAAGGAACAAAGAAUAAAACGCAAUUCAGA